Molecule: messenger RNA, 948 nt
Organism: Aspergillus chevalieri
Lineage: Eukaryota; Fungi; Ascomycota; Eurotiomycetes; Eurotiales; Aspergillaceae
Gene: EFG1
Product: Efg1 domain-containing protein
Exons: 2
Coding region: 1-948 (315 amino acids)
Biological process (GO): maturation of SSU-rRNA from tricistronic rRNA transcript (SSU-rRNA, 5.8S rRNA, LSU-rRNA)
Cellular component (GO): preribosome, small subunit precursor; nucleolus
Source: RefSeq, a predicted model, not a curated record
AUGCCCAAAGACAGAUACCACUCCAGAGAUCUAUCCCCGGCCCAUCGCGAGCGCGGCGUUAACAAGCGCAAGCACCGCGAAGCCUCCGAAGAUGCUCCGGUCAAGAAGAAAAUCCAACUCGCGACACAGAAGCGCGAAAAGAACGAAUACCCCUCCGUCAACGAAUUGAAAAGACGGAUUCGUGCCGUGAAGCGAUUGCUGGAGAAGGUUGAUUUAUCCGCCGAUGCGCGAAUCGUGCAGGAACGAGCAUUGUCUGGGUAUGAGAAGGAUUUGGAGGAUGAGAUGCAGAGACGGGAGAGGUCGCAGAUGAUCAAGAAGUAUCACUUCGUUAGGUUUCUGGACCGCAAAUCAGCAACCAAAGACCUCAAGCGUCUCCAACGCCGCGAAAAGGAAACUACCGACCAGAAAGCUCUCGAAUCUCUCCGUGAAAAGAUCCACGCAACUCGCGUUAACCUCAACUACACAAUCUACUACCCCCUCACCGACAAAUACAUUUCCCUCUACGCAGAACAGAAACAGAAGAAGCCUUCUCAGUCCGAGUCUGGCGCGGACGAUACCCAUUCCGGAGCCGAUGAGAAGGAUACCGUCGUGACGAUGGCUCUGGCGGAUACGGGGAAGCCGCCUAUGUGGUAUACUGUCGAGAAGUGCAUGGAAGAGGGAACGCUUGAUCUUUUACGGGAGGGCAAGUUGAACAGCCCAAGAGAGAGUGGAGGGAAUACGAAGAAGACAUCGACGACAACGGAACAAAAGAAGAAGGACGUUGUCAAGAAGGCUAGCAAGCAAUCGAAGAAACCCACGGAGAAGACAAGCAGCGGCACCGAGUCGAAGCCGGAGACGCAGCCUGUCAACAGAAGGAUCAGGCGUAAUGCUGCCAGAGAAGACGCCGCCAUGCGCAAGGCCCAGAAGGAUGACGGUGAUGACAGUGACGGUGGUUUCUUCGAGAUUUGA